This is a messenger RNA of Epinephelus fuscoguttatus (brown-marbled grouper), 3921 nucleotides long. It is a transcript of the gene uso1, whose product is annotated as USO1 vesicle transport factor. The transcript has 27 exons. Gene Ontology annotation, cellular component: Golgi stack; endoplasmic reticulum; Golgi membrane. NCBI's taxonomy places the organism in Eukaryota, Metazoa, Chordata, Actinopteri, Perciformes, Serranidae. Gene Ontology annotation, molecular function: protein binding. Gene Ontology annotation, biological process: endoplasmic reticulum to Golgi vesicle-mediated transport; transcytosis; vesicle fusion with Golgi apparatus. Bases 179 to 3103 code for a protein of 974 amino acids. The record is from RefSeq and is a predicted model, not a curated record.
AUUCCCAUAAUUGUGUUCCGGGGUCGAUCCGGGCUGAUCUGUCAGAAAAUCUUCAGUUAGUAUCGGUUUUUCCUUUCACAUUCAUAUAGUUAUCACACGGACGACUGAGGGAGUGUGUGAGGGAUUUUGUCAGAAGGAGAGACGCUUUGAACACGGCACCGAGAGGACGUCUGUAAACAUGAACUUCUUCAGAGGAGUGAUGGGUGGGCAGGCAGCCGGGCCGCAGCCGUCCGGAGCGGAGACGAUUCAGAAGUUGUGUGACCGGGUGGCCUCCUCGACGCUCCUAGAAGACCGCAGAGAUGCUGUCCGGGCUCUCAAGUCCCUCUCAAAGAAAUAUCGCAUGGAAGUUGGCACACAGGCAAUGGAUCACCUGAUUAACAUACUGCAAACCGACAGGUCUGACUCUGAAAUCCUUGGUUAUGCUUUGGACACACUUUACAACAUCAUCUGCAAUGAUGAGGAGGAAGAACAAGAUGAAUCAGAAGACGCAGUUACCCCUCUCCCUGCUUCAGGGAAGCAAAAGAAUGUUUCCAUGCCUGAUGAGGCUGCCCAGAAGCAGGCUGAUGACCUGGGUGCCCAGUUCACAGACCAGUUCAUUCAGGACCCUGAACAUGUGACUCUGCUUCUCACUCUGUUAGAGGAGUUUGACUUCCAUGUACGCUGGCCCGGGGUGAAGCUGUUGACUGCUCUCCUGAAGAACCAGGGUCCCCAGGUGCAGGGUAUCAUUCUGGUGAGCCCCAUGGGUGUUUCCAGAUUGAUGGACUUAUUGGCAGACUCCAGAGAAGUAAUCCGAAACGAUGGCCUCCUGUUGCUCCAACAGCUGACCAAAAGCAAUGCUGCCAUUCAGAAAAUUGUGGCAUUUGAAAAUGCAUUUGAGCGUCUUCUAGAUAUCAUCACAGAAGAGGGCAGCAGUGAUGGAGGCAUUGUGGUGGAGGACUGUCUGCUGCUGCUGCUCAACCUGCUGAAGAACAACAGCUCCAAUCAGAACUUCUUCAAAGAGGGCUCCUACAUUCAGAGAAUGAAGCCCUGGUUUGAGGUCGGUGAUGAUAACUCUGGCUGGUCUGCUCAGAAGGUCACCAACCUCCACCUCAUGCUGCAGUUGGUGCGAGUCAUGGUGUCUCCAGUGAACUCUCCUGGAGCUACAGCCAGCUGUCAGAAGUCCAUGUACCAGUGUGGGCUGCUGCAGCAGCUGUGCACCAUCCUCAUGGCCACUGGCGUGCCUGCUGACAUCCUCACUGAGACCAUCAACACUGUAUCAGAGGUCAUCAGAGGCUCACAGGUCAACCAGGACUACUUUGCAUCUGUCAACGCUCCUUCAAACCCACCAAGACCUGCCAUUGUAGUGCUGCUCAUGUCCAUGGUGAAUGAGAGGCAACCAUUUGUGCUUCGCUGUGCAGUACUCUACUGUUUCCAGUGUUUCCUGUACAAAAACCAGAAAGGACAGGGGGAGAUUGUGGCUACGCUGCUGCCCUCCACCAUUGAUGCCAAUUCCAUCUCAGCGGGCCAGCUGCUGUGUGGAGGCCUGUUCUCAGCAGACUCUCUGUCCAACUGGUGUGCCGCUGUGGCCUUGGCUCACGCCCUGCAGGACAACCUCACUCAGAAGGAGCAGCUGCUGAGGGUCCAACUGGCCACCAGCCUGGGAAAGCCCCCCGUCUCCCUGCUGCAGCAGUGCACCAACAUCCUCUCCCAGGGAGAUAAGAUCGUCCGGCGGGGCAGUAAAGUGCAGACCAGAGUGGGCCUCCUCAUGUUGCUGUGUACUUGGAUCAGCAACUGUCCGAUCGCUGUCACACACUUUCUGCACAAUCAGGAAAAUGUUCCCUUUCUGACAGCACAGAUCUCAGAGAAUCUGGGAGAGGAUGAAAGGCUGGUGCAGGGUCUUUGUGCCCUGCUUCUCGGCAUCUGCAUCUAUUACAACGACAACUCGCUGGAAAACUACACCAAAGAAAAGCUAAAGCAGCUCAUUGAGAAACGCAUUGGAAAGGAAAACUUUGUAGAGAAACUGGGCUUCAUCACCAAACAUGAACUGUACUCGCGGGCGGCUCAGAAGCCGCAGCCCGUCUUCCCGUCUCCGGAGCAGAUGCUGUUCGACCACGAGUUCACCAAGCUGGUCAAAGAACUAGAGGGUGUGAUCACCAAAGCAGUUCAUAAAUCCAGUGAGGAGGAGAAGAAGGAAGAGGAGGUGAAGAAGACAUUAGAACAACAUGACAACAUUGUAACGCAGUAUAAAGAGCUGAUCAGAGAACAGGAUGCUCAGAUCCAGGAGCUGAAGGAGCAGGUAGCAUCCAUGACGACUCAGAACGAGCAAAUGCAGAACACAGUCACCCAGCAGCUGUCCCAGAUCCAGCAGCACAAAGAUCAGUACAACAUCCUCAAGCUAAAAUUAGGUAAGGACAACCAGAGUCAGUCUAACAGCCAAGGAGAGAGCUCUCAGGUGAACGGGCUGCAGACGGAGGAGCUCACACAGCUCAGAGAGGAGGUGGAGGAGCUCCGCAAGCAGCAUUCACUCCUUCAGACACAACUCAGUGACAAAGAUGCACUCAUCAACACCCUGCGGUCAGAGAAAACAGAAGGUUCAGCAGCAGGAUCAGACAACACAGAACUGCUCAAGGAGCUGGAGGCUCUGAGGAGUCAGGUUCAGUCUCAGUCGGCAGAAAUCACCCAGAUGAAGACAGAGAGACAAGAGCUGCUCAGAAGAGCUGAAGCCGGGUCUUCGGACGCAGUCUCCAGCAGUGACGGUUCAUCAGAUGCUGCCAAGAUAGCAGAAGUAGAGAGCAGACUGGCAGCACAGACAACCGAGACAGAGAAACUCAAGGAGGAGGCUAAGAGCCUGUCGCAGAGUCGGGCAGAGCUGGAGCAGCAGCUGGCCUCAGCCAACAGCACGGUGGCCAUCCUGCAGACGGAGAAAACAAAGCUGCAAACAGAGGUGCAAGAGUCCAAGAAGGAGCAGGACGACCUGCUGAUGCUGCUGGCAGACCAGGACCAGAAGAUCCACAGCCUCAAACAGAGACUCAAAGACCUCGGAGAGACGGUGGACGAUGAAGACGACCUGGAUGCGCGGGACCAAACAGACGACGACUACGAGGAGGAUGAAGAUGAGGACUAGAGGAAAAAACACUGAAAGAAAAGAAAAGGAGAAAUGGGAAUAUUUGUCUGCCAACAGGCGAGAGAAGAAACUUUGCAGAAACACACCUGAGAAACUGAAGAGUAGGACUAAUGUACUGGUGCAGUUUCUCUCCCCAGCUGCCAUGCGAUCUUCAUUUUUCUUUACCUCCUUGUCACGUCACAUGUACAUGUUAGUUGUUUGAAUAUUUUUUUCCCCAAGGAUUCAGUUUUCAGUGACGGCGGAAAUAUUUGGACAUGUCAGUGCAUUCAUCUCUGCUACUUUUGCCAUCAGCUUGUGAUGGAUUUUACCAGUCUUGUGUUUAUUGUAAUGUACCGUCAUAUAGUUUGUAAUCACAAGAGAACGCUAGGUUAGUAUUUACACACAAGUCAUCUGGAACAUUUAGAGAGGAGGAUUUAAGAUGUAGCAAAAAAAUGCAACCGUAAGCAGAUUUGUUAUUAUUCUCGUUUUAUCAUAAACACGAUGCAGCCGUUAGGAAUCUCUGCAACCUUGAAUUUAUUUUCACACCUCUUUGGUUUGAGUUCAGUGUGUAUUUCAACACUCACUUUUUCCAUUUCACUUCGACGACACACCCUAACCGCUCUACAAUAUGCUGCAAAAACACUGACAGAAAACAUGUAAAGACAAAAAAGAUAUUUUUGCAACUUUUUGUCCAGUACUGGCAUCCAGCUUCUGUAUGAUACUGUGUAACUUAUCAGUUUAUGAACCACGUUGAGAUGAAUAAAGAAUCUAUCAGUCUGAAUGCCUGAAUGGAGGUAUAAUUGUAGAUAAAUAAUUAAAUUUUACUAAAUCCACAGUGA